AUGGCCCCAAGCUUCGUCUCCCUCGGCAUGGUCGUCCUGGACGAGCUGCGCUUCCCGCACGCCCCAACUCUGCACGACGUGCCGGGCGGCUCCGGCGCCUACAGUACGCUGGGCGCACGCUUGGUUGCCGGCAGGGACCGAUCUCACGAGAUUGGGUGUGUGGUUCUGGCGGGCGAUGACUUCCCUGAGACGACGCUGGCUCAAUUUGAAAGCUGGGGCAUGGAUCUGUUGGUGUCGAGGAAACCGGGGAGACAGUCCACCCGGGGAUUGCUGGUAUAUGAAGACAGCGUGUUCGGCCCGCCGAGUGAUCUGGCUCCGUCAUCUCUAUUAGGCUCUUCUGCUUUCCACCUUCUUGCGAGUCCGGAUCUUGCCCAAGAGCAGAUCCAACAGCUUCUCAAACUCAGAGAAAGCAGCCAUAUCAAACAUCACCCGCUGCUUGUCUGGGAGCCAUUGCCAGGUUCCUGUAAGCCGGACAUGAGGGAGCAGCAACUUGCUGCAGCGAAGCUCGUGGACGUUUUCUCGCCCAACCAUCUUGAGUUUCAGGCACUUUUCGAAGAUUCCAAAUCAAUUUCUGGUGACAGUACCCUCGACCGGAAAUUGCUGGAGCAAUACGCAGAAACUUUCCUUGACGGCGGUAUCGGCCCAGAUAGCAGGGGCGCCAUCAUCGUCCGCGCUGGCGGGGAUGGUUGCCUCGUCUCCUCAAACUCUAUUCACGGGCGACACAAAUGGCUACCAGCCUUCUACGACAACCAAUUUACCAUCGUAGAUGCAACAGGCGCCGGCAACACCUUCCUCGGUGCCUUGGCCUUUGCCAUGUCAGCCUGUGGUAAAGACGUUGUUCAGGCUUCAGCUCUGGCGUCCGUCGCAGCCAGUUUCUCGCUUCAGCAGAUCGGCCUGCCCAGUCUCUCUUCAAGCAGGGACAGCGAAAGUCAGGAGCAAUGGAAUGGAGAUACGUUCAUCAGGAGGUGCGGCGUAUACGAGAAUCAGAUUCACAACUUCACAGAGCAAGCAAUGAAGCAGUCACCGAGGAUUGCACUCGAGCACCAAAUCGACCCAAUGAAGUCACGACGCAGUGGUAUGCGGGAAAUGAAGAUGCUGAAUUCUAGGCAGUCUAUCCCGCCCAUGGCCAUCAGGCGUGGUCACCCGACCCCAUAUUUGCACAGCAGGAACCGGAAACGAUCCAGCCGUCACAUAACCGGAACCUGCCAACCAACAUGA
Diaporthe amygdali is the source of this 1218-nucleotide messenger RNA. RefSeq lists its product as uncharacterized. NCBI's taxonomy places the organism in Eukaryota, Fungi, Ascomycota, Sordariomycetes, Diaporthales, Diaporthaceae. The record is from RefSeq and is a predicted model, not a curated record. The transcript is spliced from 3 exons. Bases 1 to 1218 code for a protein of 405 amino acids.